Messenger RNA from Aspergillus puulaauensis, 222 nucleotides. RefSeq lists its product as uncharacterized. Bases 1 to 222 code for a protein of 73 amino acids. The transcript has 2 exons. Gene Ontology annotation, molecular function: oxidoreductase activity, acting on the CH-OH group of donors, NAD or NADP as acceptor. Lineage: Eukaryota; Fungi; Ascomycota; Eurotiomycetes; Eurotiales; Aspergillaceae. The record is from RefSeq and is a predicted model, not a curated record.
AUGCCUGUGUAUCUAGUUACCGGUGUGGGACGCGGCCUAGGUUACGCAUUAAUGAAAAGACUGGCCCAAAGCCCAGAAAAUACCGUGCUUGGUCUUGCCAGAAACAAAGCUGCGGUUGAGAAGCGCAUGGAGUCAGAUGGAUUCAAUGCACUGAUCCUCGAAGCAGACAUAACAAAUCAACCGUCUUUAACUCGUGCGGUAGAGGGUGCCGCAAUUCCUUAA